Messenger RNA from Beta vulgaris subsp. vulgaris (sugar beet), 668 nucleotides. RefSeq lists its product as hypothetical. The transcript has a single exon. Lineage: Eukaryota; Viridiplantae; Streptophyta; Magnoliopsida; Caryophyllales; Amaranthaceae. The record is from RefSeq and is a predicted model, not a curated record. Bases 207 to 518 code for a protein of 103 amino acids.
UGGCAAUUGAUGGCAUAUCAGCAUAGAAAUUAGCAAGCACUUCAUACUUACCUUCCACUAUAAAAGCCCAUCUCUAACACCAGCUCUUUCCUAGAGUCAGAGAUGAUACAUAUAUAGAUCAAAGAACACAUCUUCUGAUUCUUGACUGUAAAUAAACAGCACCUCUAUUAUCCUUCCAUUCUUAACUGUUAGAAGAAGGGAUAUAUAUGGAGGGUAAGAGGAAGCUUAUAUUCAAAUCUUAUUUCGUGUUGUUCGUGCUUCUGAUUUCAUGGUUAGCAAUCUUACAGACAACAUCAGCAUGUUCAAAUGACAGUUCUGACUGUGGAGGCUGCAUUAUGAAACGGAUGAAGUAUGAUUGUCCGUCUUGCGUUACGACGCUCCGCUGCAUGGCAAAAUGUCUGUGGGCAGGAACGUCGAAGAUCAAGUGCACAAAGAGGUGCGAUUGCAAUGAUAGCUACCCGAGACUAUCAGACUGUAAGAAGUGCAUGUCAAAGUGCAGGUGCAGCUGUGCUGUGUAGCUUAAUCAAAUAACUAGUUUUGUACUUUGCCACAAUUCUGUUUUCCCCUGUGUAGACUUUCUAAAUUUUUGUAUGUUUUGAGUUAUUUUCAGUUGUGUUGGUAAAGAUGCAUUCCAUAUUACAACUAGUUUUCUGAUUUUUGAUUUUGAA